Molecule: messenger RNA, 910 nt
Organism: Aspergillus wentii DTO 134E9
Lineage: Eukaryota; Fungi; Ascomycota; Eurotiomycetes; Eurotiales; Aspergillaceae
Product: zinc finger MYND domain-containing protein
Exons: 1
Coding region: 260-772 (170 amino acids)
Source: RefSeq, a predicted model, not a curated record
UGUCGAGGCUCACAAACCUGCGAAAAGAAAAGUUCUUCCCGAAUUUCGCCAAUUUGCCCGCUGAAGACGAUAUUGACUUGAGAUACUACAAAUUUGUCAAUGAUUCCCAUCUCAAACCCAAGCAACACUGGUGCCUUCUAACAGAGAUCGUGUCGAUUUGCAUUUCGGCCGGCUGGUUCUCCGAUCCCGCGACAGAGCUGGUAAACCUUUGACGAUCGCCUUCUACACAGAUGGCAAUGGGAGGAGGAUCUCAUCUCAGAUGAAGGUUGGAUAUACGAUUGCUAUCCUCUAUGCUGACCAGCAUGCUUUCAUAGACGGAUCCACAGGGGUUCGCCAAGAGAGCAACAAUACCGUCAAGGUGAGAACCCAUGGGCUGCUUCAAUAUCCCAAGGAAGCAGAGCUAAGGAAUGUCCAGGUUUUCCCCUCGACUUUAGAUAACCUGCUUAAAUUGAACCACGAGGUUCAUCUUUGGAAAGCGUUUCCCAACAAAGGGGUCUGCCACGCGUGCAAUAAGGAAAAGGAGCCUUUGCAGAAAUGUGCCAGGUGUGGUAUGGUGUCGUAUUGUGAUCAGGUUAGUGGAAGAGGACAUAAUGGUUGCUCUGGCUGUGUCUUGAGACUAAUUAUAAUGCAGGAAUGCCAGAAGUCUGGCUGGGAGAAGAUGAAUCACAAGAAGAACUACAAGAUUCUUCGAGAUAAUGACUUCCAAGGAAUGCUGAAGGUGAGGUGGGAACCCGUAAUUGAAGAUCUGAAUUUUCCCUUGAACAUAGGAUAGAUGCCGUAGUCCAAUCAUUGCCUCUGUGGAAGGAGCUUUAUCAGCCUCUGAAUAUCGCGAAGAUAGAUGGUUUUACUCCAUCCCUAGAAACCCCAUUGGUCACCAUCUGAGAAUACAGACAUAAAUAGACCGUUAAAC